GCGCCGAUUUCGAAAGCGGCCUCUGGAGAAUCAUGAUUGACUACAAGCAUGGAGUCUGGGGCAUGGGCGUGCUGCUGAAGCGACGUGGAUCUGUCAUCCCAAAAGCAUUGGUGUGGUCCCUGCCCUGCGCCAUCAUCACUGUGCUGCUCCAUCAAUCCGUUGAGAGCGAGAAGGGGAAUGACAGCUUGGAGAUGGAGGGGAUCAUGACAAUUUGGUCCAGCUUCACCUUUGUUUUGGGUUUUCUGAUCGUUUUCCGAAGCAACCAAGCCUAUUCACGCUUCUGGGAGAGCGUCACCUUGUUUCAGCAGACCAGUGGUGAAUGGACCAGCGCCCUCAGCAAUUUGUUAUCCUUCUGUCGCCUCGAUGAGGAAGUCAACUUCGAGGUCUUGAAAUUCCAGCAAUAUUUGAUUAAAUUGCUGAGCCUUUUGCAUUGCAGUGCCUUACAAACGAUGUGUGAGCUGGAUGAUGAUUCUUUAGAGAUUCUGAGCCUCACAGGCAUUGAGGAGAAGAGUUUGAGGCAUCUGAAAAACAGCCCGGAUCGUGCUGAGACGGUGCUGCUGUGGAUCGAGAAGCUGAUCAUCGAUGCCAACAACAGGAAUUUGUUCGAAGUACCAGCGCCCAUCCUCUCGCGCGCCUUCCAGGAGUUAUCUCAAGGAAUGGUUGGUGUGAACGACGUCCGCAAGAUUCGCAUGGUACCGUUUCCUUUUCCUUACUCCCAGUAUUUGUCCCUGAUGCUCGUUUGCCAUUGGAUGCUAACCCCAGUGAUGGCGAGUCAACUGGUGGUCAAGCCAUAUUGGGCCGGGGUCAUUGUUUUUGUCGUUUCCACCUCCUUCUGGACCUUGUUCUACAUCGCACAAGAGAUCGAUCAGCCUUUUGGGGAGGAUGCCAACGAUCUGCCCGUGCGAGAAAUGCAGAAGGAUUUCAAUGAGAAAUUGGAAUAUUUCACGGAUCCCUUGUCCUACACCUUGCCGGCCUUCAACCCGCGCAACAUGGACCAGAAGAAGACGCAGGUCAUGGACUCCAGCUUCACCUUCAACCGUGACAGUAUUGGCUCCCGCACUCACAGCGAUUUGGGCAGACUAGAGGAGGGCAAAGUGACCUCCAGUUGUGAAUCUUCAGAUCCCAGUGACAGCGCGGUGCUCACCGCAGGCGGCUUCACUUGCGGGGUAAAGGCGCAUGAGCCCCUCAACUUGGAGGAGCUGAGACAUCUCAUCGAGGGACUCCAAGCACCAUCGGAAGUGAGUUUGCUAUGGCGAGAGCUGGAAGACCAUCAGAUCCUGCCCCCUUCCACCGCCACGGACGCGGCGAGCGGCUCGGGUUCCACGCUGAUGUCGCUACAGCAGCUGACUGCGGCGCUGGAGGACUUUCUGGCGAGGCACACGGCGGAAGAUCCUUCCUACAGUCGCUUAGAACGACUGAAGGCGAAGCUGAGUGAGCUGCAAGGACUAGAAACAGUGGCCCAGAUUCUUUCUGUUGCGGAUACGGGCCAAGACCUUGACAUCACAGGCAUUGAAUCUCAGCUUGAUCAAACCUUGUUGGGCAGCCAGCGGGGUCAUAUUGUAACUGCAAACGUGCGACAGGUGCCAUACCCAGCCAAAGUUGCACUUUUUGGUCA
This is a messenger RNA of Cladocopium goreaui, 1615 nucleotides long. The record is from the annotation of a GenBank genome assembly. NCBI's taxonomy places the organism in Eukaryota, Dinophyceae, Suessiales, Symbiodiniaceae.